AACGCACCAACUGAAUUCAGUUUUCCUUCGCCAUCGUUUCUUUUGUUGACACAUCUGUCUCCUGUCCAUCUCCACCCACACGUCCAGCUAUGCCAAACCCACGUCGCUUGCAAAUGGAGAUGAAAGAUCUCCACAAGGGGGUUCCCAACGUGGAAGGCAUCACCUUUGAUGAGGCCGACAUGACACACGUCAAAGCCACGAUCCUCCCGACGGAGCCGCCCUUCAACAAGGCCAAGUUUGAGGUGGAGAUUACAUACCCGGACAAGUUCCCUUUUGAGGCGCCAAAGGUCAAGUUUGUCACGCCCAUCUAUCACCCCAAUGUCAAUGAGAAGGGCACGGAGAUUUGCCUCAACAUGAUCAAUGCAGAGCACUGGAAGCCGGCCACUCGCACACGGCAAAGUACGCUCAUCGUGUUGCCGUCAACCUCUAACUUCCUCGAGCACGCCAAGAAGCACAAGGCACGCAGAUGA
This is a messenger RNA of Salpingoeca rosetta, 470 nucleotides long. RefSeq lists its product as uncharacterized. Gene Ontology annotation, molecular function: ubiquitin conjugating enzyme activity. NCBI's taxonomy places the organism in Eukaryota, Choanoflagellata, Craspedida, Salpingoecidae. Gene Ontology annotation, biological process: ubiquitin-dependent protein catabolic process; protein polyubiquitination. The record is from RefSeq and is a predicted model, not a curated record. Gene Ontology annotation, cellular component: nucleus. The transcript has 5 exons. The coding region runs from base 90 to 470 and encodes 126 amino acids.